This is a messenger RNA of Scheffersomyces stipitis CBS 6054, 678 nucleotides long. Its product is annotated as mitochondrial 54S ribosomal protein YmL13. Gene Ontology annotation, cellular component: mitochondrion. NCBI's taxonomy places the organism in Eukaryota, Fungi, Ascomycota, Pichiomycetes, Serinales, Debaryomycetaceae. Bases 1 to 678 code for a protein of 225 amino acids. The transcript has a single exon. The record is from RefSeq and is a predicted model, not a curated record.
AUGAGAAGCUUAAUUGUGCGUCCAGUACGGGUUGCUUCUAUAAGGCCAUUUGGUACAUCUGCUCCAAGACCUUUCCUUGAAAAUCUCUUUGGAAAGAAGGAAAUUAAGAAGAGAGAAGAAAUUAUCAAAAACCAGGAUGAUUAUGAAUCUGAUCCAGACGCCAAAAUCACCAUUUUGAGUGAAAAGAAUUCGCCAGAAUACAAGCCCUUUGACCCUGAAGUUGAUAUGGCCGACUUUAAGAUCAAUCAAUGGAAAUCUCAAGUAGUUAAUCCAAAGAAUAUAGAAGCUACCUACACUUCUGAAAAGUUAUCCCAAAUCUUUAACGAAACAUACAGAAACUUAAAAAACGAAGAAAUCACUACACAACAAUACAAGGACUCAGAUUUGCACAACUUGAGCUUCAGAUUUGAGUUUUCGAAAUCGUUGCAAAAAUCCUUAGGAUUCGACAUCAGUGACUAUAUUCUUUCUAGAUCUCAUACAGUGCAAGAUUUAUAUAAUGAAGUCGAAAAAGUGAUAGCAAAGAGAUGGACUAGUGAAAGAAACCCCAACGCAAUUUCGUUGAGACCAGAAGACUUCAAGUCAACCAACGUAUAUUUGAACCAGGAAUUAACCGAAAGUCAACAGAAGAAAGCUUUCAAGAAACUUGUUGCACAAGCAAGAGAAUCAGAAGCCAACUGA